UGCGAGACGGAAAGUAAACAAACAUGCACAAAUGUGCAAAGGCUGAAAUUUUGACGACGAGAUUAAUGGGCUAACUACUUUGUAUAAAAUCAUAGAAAAGAAAUGGCGUCAGCUUUAUCAAUGUCGUGCGACGCAGAGUUAAAUGAAUUGGUCACGUGUGGCGUCUGCUUGUGCGAAUUCGACACAGACAAUAGAAAACCAAAAUUUCUUCCAUGCUCACACACAAUCUGCUUGUCGUGUUUGAAGGAAAUCAACCGGAAUUACAUGGUUGCAUGUCCCUUCUGUCGAAACAUAUCUACCCAAAUACAUGUUGCCAAUCUUGCCAACAAUUCUUAUGCUCUCCAAAUGCUUAAACUCAAAGAGAAGAAGCAAGAAAACACAAUUAAACCUGCCCCAUUGAAGGGACCUAGUUGGUGCUUCACAUGUGGAACAGUGACGAAAGAUACCUGCACAACACCUGAUCACUCCCUGGUCAAUUUGACAGCUGACACAAUCAAGAACAUGGAAGACUUUAUAAGUCUCAAAGAAGAUUUGCAGACAAUGAAGAACGAAGGAACAAACAAAUUAGCCAUGGCCAUUCACAAGCGACAAGAAAUCAAAGAACAUUUGGAUUUCUUAACGAAAUCCUUCAAAGCCACAAUGGAAGAAAUUGAUGAGCUUCAAGAUGAAAAUAAUCUCAUCUUGACUCAAUUGGUCUCUACUUUGGAAGGAAACGGACCGAAAUCACUUCCGGCAACUGGAGACACUAAACAAGAGAUUGAAGAUUUUUUCUUGUCAGGCCUAGAAUCUUUGAUGAACGAUUCUUUGAGCCCGGAUGACACGGCGGAAGCACUUAAAGUCAAGUUAAACAAAUCCAUCGAAAUGUUUGAAGAGCAGUUCCAGGAAGCCACAGCCAAGGCUUCCGAGUACGAGUUCCAGAACAAUACAAAAAUCAAAAUCAUUUUACUUGAUGAAAUGGAUCAACCUAUUCCGACGUUUCCGUUGCUCGAGGGUGGAUUCUGUUUGGCCAAAAAGAAAAAGUUGAACGCUAGCGUCCGGCAAGAUUUGAAUUUACUAUCACAUCUCGUCUUUUCGCUGUUGAGAAAACAAAAGAUUAGCACGAAAGCGGAGGCUUCCGCUGUUCCCUCCGCUUAUCAGGGCACUGAUCCUGUUGUAUUUGCCAAAUCCGCACUGGACAACACUAAAAGCGGAGUGAAUAAAGCCUUGUCUUUUUUCCUCGAUUCGGAAUCAUUUGCCUUUCCAUUCGACUCUCCUUUUACAUCCGGCCCUUCCGGUGAACUCAAUUCCGCGAUCCCGCUGCCACUUUCCAAUAAAUUUAUCCUCGGCCAAUCCAUUUUCAUCUUCCGGCUGUUCCAGUCGGGCGCCUUGAAGGGCGAAAUCCACAUACAACCUGUUAUCACCUUUCAUCCGGAUUUCAUGAACAUAUUGGGCAUCAACUGUUUCAAAACUCCCAAACACUUUUGCAAUUCCAUCGAAAAGGCCGUCUCGGGAGUGUUUGUCUUGUUCCCGAUGGCCCGCCCACAGUUUCAACCCGUUUUACCGGACAUGGUGGCCAAAUUCCCUGGGCAUUUGCCUAGCAACGAGAUGGCGUGCAGCUUGGGUGAUGUCGGCGUCAACACGAUUUCCACCUGUGAUAAUGCCGUCACUGGCUGGAGCUUCCUGUUCCCUCUGGAAAAUUACAGAGAUCCCAAAUUCGCCAUGCAUUUGAAGACGUUGCCUUCAGCCCGUCUAUUCGGCAAAGUCCUUCACCUGAACAUGCUCGACGCAAUAGGUCAGCUGUGCUGUACCAGCAGGUCCGGUAGGACCGGCUACUCCGUAACUUUGGAAUCGAGAUAAAUCCUUUUUUUCAUUUCAUACUAAUUUUUCUUAAUACCUUUUUUUAAAAAUUUCACUACGAAUUAACAGAAGUUAAAAUGGAAAUUGCAAUAAACGUUGAUUUGAUCAUUUCAAAUGGUUUCCCCAUUAUCUUUGGGGUUAAAACAAGGAUAUGUGAAUAGCCACAAAUCGGAUGUAUUGGUCGUGAUUUCAAUUAAUCUUCAAGCCUCAAAUUUCCCCUGUUUGUUCGCCACUUCCCUUUUAUGUGUUUUUUUUAGGAAGGUGAUUACUUGGAAUUUCCUGUCACGUGCCUUGACUGCCUUCAAUGUUAACCAACACCUUCCUUAGCUCCUCCAAGUAUAUUGAAUUGUAAAUUCUAGUGAGACGGAGGUCGAUCAACAUGGCGGGCGUUCCAAUUAAAUUCAAAUUUUCUCUUUUCACCUUGGCCAUCCUCUGUGGACUUUUGGCUCUAAGUUCUUCAAGCGAAUUCUACGAUGAAGAACGAGACGAUCGAUCCGCCGAGUUGGAGGAAGAUUCCCGACAGUACUACGCGUACGGGCGGAGACCGGUACAACAGGUCCACCAUAAUCACUACGGACAGUACCACUAUCCACAACCCGUAAGGCCGGUGGCUCCGCAAUUGCCCGUAUGCGGUAAUCACCCUCAAUGCAAAUCGUGUAAAGCUCCGACUGUUCCGAAUUACCAACCCAAGUCUCCAUCUGCCCGCUCUGCUCGUCAAACAAGUUUCGUAGAAGAGGAGAGCCAGAUUGAAGAAUUCCGUUCCGAGGAAGAUUAUGAAACGCGUUAUUACCAGCCGGUGAAGCAGUAUCACUACCAAACCACCCAGCAGUAUUACUACCAAACCACCCAGCCACCUCGCCGUCAGUGUAACGCAGUUUGCAAACCACCAGUUCCGGUCACGACUCAAAAGCCCUACGUCCAACAAACACAGGCCUAUCAACAUUACCAGCAGCCGCAAUAUCCACAAUACCAGCAGCCGCAAUACCAACAGCCGCAAUAUCAAUACCGGCCAUACGGUCGCUAAUCGUUCCAUCAUUUCGAAAUCAUUCUAAUCACACCACCAAAUUAUUAUUAAUGCAUUUCUUUGUGUAAAUGAUAAUUGGUGUGUGUGUGUAUGAUGAUUUGAUAGCGAUUGUUCCAGACGGAAUCCAAUAAAAAACCGCAAGUAGAAGUAGAA
Messenger RNA from Daphnia pulex (common water flea), 3013 nucleotides. RefSeq lists its product as uncharacterized. The transcript is spliced from 6 exons. NCBI's taxonomy places the organism in Eukaryota, Metazoa, Arthropoda, Branchiopoda, Diplostraca, Daphniidae. The record is from RefSeq and is a predicted model, not a curated record. Gene Ontology annotation, cellular component: extracellular region. Gene Ontology annotation, molecular function: chitin binding. The coding region runs from base 103 to 1836 and encodes 577 amino acids.